CUUUCACAGGCUGGACUGGAACCUCGACGCGCGAAUUCCGUCAGCGACUCCCCCAAAAUAAAAGCGAUCCCUUGUCUCCGUGCAAAAAAGCCCUUCAAACUCUUUUUAUCCUCACUCUCCUUUACGCCGUCUGUUGCACUGCUUCACCGCUCACCUAUAUACAUUCACUUGAGUGGAUUUCUGUGACUUGUCGGUCUGUACGAUUGCAUCUACGCCUUUCCCGAUAUUGCCUCCCCCGGGUGCUUCGUUGGUCCUUGCUUUUUCCGUUUGCCGAGCCCGCGCCGAAGUUUUUUAUCGACGCCUCCCUAAAUUCUCAAUCAGCGACUCAACACAACACUCGACACCCCAAUAUCCCCGUUAAUCCCACUAUUUUGCUAUCAAUCCGGAGCACACUAGCUUUUGAUCAAAGCCUGGUGGCUGGCUUGAGCGCCCGCUCGUCGCCUCUCCCUUCACCGCGUCUCCGAGCAUUCCCGGUUCACCAUGAAGAUCUUCCAACAAUCCUCAGAAUUCGACUACUCCUGGGAAGAAGUCUCGACAUCGAAUUGGCGCAAAUAUGGGCCCUGGAAUGAGAAGACACCGCAUGUCAUCGCCGUCGAUACAAUUUCCCGGACAAUAGACCCUCACACCGGCAUCCUUCGAACCGAGCGCCUCAUCACCUGCAAGCAAUCAGCACCGAAAUGGGUACUCUCGAUUCUGGGGGGCCAAGACACGUCGCUCGUGUAUGAAACAUCCUACGUUGACCCCGCGCACAAGAAAGUUACCAUGUGCGCAAUGAACAUAACGUGGUCAGACGUGCUCUCCGUGCGGGAGACGUGCGUGUACCAGCCUUCAUCGUCCGCACCCGACGCAAAAACAAACUUCGUUCAGCGCGCCGAGAUCACCGCGCUUUGUGGCGGCUGGCAGAAGAUCAAGAACAGCAUCGAGCAGUUUACGGUGGAGAGAUUCCAGCAGAACGCGGCGAAAGGGAAAGAGGGAUUCGAAAUGGUGCUCGAGAUGAGUCGGAAGGUGUUUGCGGAACAGCGGGAGAUGUUGAGAUUACAACAAGAGUCUAAGAUUCUCCAAGAGGCGAGGAUAUAACCGCGCGCCCCCAGAUUCCCUCAGCAUCUCUGGUUCUAUUCUCAACAAGACUUGCAGCUCGUCAUCGGCAAGCCAUACCUACAUAUUUACAACCCCACACUCGGCUCGCCUAUAAAUAUCCUCUUACCACCCUCCUCUGUUUCACCCCAGCUCCACGCUCUAGAUGUCGGCGUUACAACUCUAUUUCCGUCCUUAUUCUCGUUCCCAGUCAUAGGAGGCAAAAGUACUCGAUUUCCCGGCGUUUUAUAGCAUGACAUGGCAUGGCAAGGCGUUCCUAAUACCCUCGCUUUUCAAAGAUCCUCGAGGGCCCAAUUUGGGGGACUUAGACCUCGUUUGUUCAUGCGAAAUCUGAUUAGAUGAUAGAUGAGAGAGAAAUGAUUCAGAGCAAUUGCAUUGAAUGGUGAUUGCUAGCUAUACAUAGAUUUUGGUUUGGAAUGGAGUAAUUCAUGAACG
Molecule: messenger RNA, 1530 nt
Organism: Lindgomyces ingoldianus
Lineage: Eukaryota; Fungi; Ascomycota; Dothideomycetes; Pleosporales; Lindgomycetaceae
Product: MSF1-domain-containing protein
Exons: 2
Coding region: 481-1077 (198 amino acids)
Biological process (GO): phospholipid transport
Cellular component (GO): mitochondrial intermembrane space
Molecular function (GO): phosphatidic acid transfer activity
Source: RefSeq, a predicted model, not a curated record